ACAAAAAAAUCUAUCACCAACUCCACCCGACACCGAGACAAAAUCCAAUUGAGGAACACAACCAGAAAAGAGCAGAGCAGACAGAGAGAGAGAGAGAGCAGGAGAUGGCAAUGGCAAUGGCAAUGGCAAUGGCGCUUCGCAGGCUCUCCUCUUCCGUCAGGAAGUCGAUUCGUCCUCUCUCCAAUGGCGGUUCUCUCUAUUACAUGUCUUCUUUGCCUAAUGAAGCCGUUUACGACAAAGAGAAAUCUCGUGUCGCGUGGCCAAAACAGUUGAAUGCUCCACUGGAGGAAGUUGAUCCGGAGAUUGCAAAUAUAAUCGAGCUUGAGAAAGCUAGACAAUGGAAGGGAUUGGAACUCAUUCCUUCGGAGAACUUCACUUCUGUCUCUGUGAUGCAAGCUGUUGGGUCUAUCAUGACUAACAAAUAUAGUGAAGGAUAUCCUGGUGCUAGAUACUAUGGAGGAAACGAGUACAUUGACAUGGCAGAAUCCUUAUGUCAAAAGCGUGCUUUGGAAGCAUUUCGAUUGGAUCCUGCAAAAUGGGGAGUUAAUGUGCAAUCACUGUCUGGUUCUCCUGCUAAUUUCCAAGUUUAUACUGCACUGUUGAAACCUCAUGAGAGAAUUAUGGCACUUGAUCUUCCACAUGGUGGACAUCUUUCACAUGGUUAUCAGACUGACACCAAGAAGAUAUCUGCUGUGUCUAUAUUUUUUGAGACAAUGCCAUAUAGAUUAAAUGAGAGCACUGGAUACAUUGAUUAUGACCAGUUGGAGAAAAGUGCAACACUUUUCAGGCCAAAACUAAUUGUUGCUGGUGCAAGUGCUUAUGCUCGCCUCUAUGAUUAUGCACGCAUUCGCAAGGUCUGUGACAAGCAGAAAGCUAUCCUCCUGGCAGAUAUGGCUCACAUAAGUGGGUUGGUUGCAGCUGGUGUCAUCCCAUCUCCUUUUGAAUAUGCAGAUAUUGUCACCACUACAACACACAAAUCACUUCGUGGGCCACGUGGGGCCAUGAUCUUCUUCAGGAAGGGUGUCAAAGAGGUUAACAAGCAAGGGAAAGAGGUCUUGUAUGAUUAUGAAGACAAAAUCAACCAGGCUGUCUUUCCAGGGCUUCAAGGUGGUCCACACAAUCACACAAUUUCUGGGUUAGCAGUUGCAUUAAAGCAGGCCACAUAUCCAGAGUACAAAGCCUAUCAAGAACAAGUUCUUAGGAAUUGCUCAAAAUUUGCUGAGAGAUUGGUAGAAAAGGGCUAUGAGCUUGUCUCUGGUGGAACUGAAAAUCAUUUGGUUUUGGUCAAUCUUAAAAACAAGGGUAUUGAUGGCUCUAGAGUUGAAAAGGUAUUGGAAUUGGUGCAUAUUGCAGCCAACAAGAACACUGUUCCUGGGGAUGUGUCUGCCAUGGUUCCUGGCGGCAUCAGGAUGGGAACCCCAGCUCUCACAUCAAGGGGAUUUGUUGAAGAGGAUUUUGCAAAAGUAGCUGAUUUCUUUGACACUGCUGUGAAGUUGGCCUUGAAAAUUAAGGCUGAAACCAAAGGGACAAAAUUGAAGGACUUUUUGGGUACAAUCCAGGCAAGUGCUAGCAUCCAAUCUGAGAUUUCAAAGCUUCGUCAUGAGGUUGAGGAGUAUGCAAAGCAAUUUCCAACAAUUGGCUUCAAAAAAGAAACAAUGAAAUACAAGGACUGAAGAAACGAGGAUGCUCUCAUGCAAGGUUUAUGGAUUCUUACAACAUAUUUUGUUGAAUGUAGGACCAUUAUCCUUUGUGGAUUUAUCCCAUUAAAUAGUAUUUAUUCUUGUUCUUUGGCCAUAAUGUUAGAUGAUGUUAUUGCAAGUGUUGUGCCUCUAAUUUUCUGCACGGAAUAACAACCAUAGAGCCUUGAUUUCUCAGAGUAUCUUCAGGUGGAGUGUCAUUUUUAUAAUAAUGCACAUGUAAUUUGCUGGUAUAACAAAGGUAGAAAUAAUUUGUUAAUUCUUGUACUCAACAAAGUUCAAUUAAGUAUGCCGAUCCUUUUUAGCAGGGAUGCAAAUUGGCAUAAUUUUUGUCUAUGUACUAAGAUACAAAAUUUUGAGUUC
Nelumbo nucifera (sacred lotus) is the source of this 2060-nucleotide messenger RNA. Its product is annotated as serine hydroxymethyltransferase, mitochondrial-like. Gene Ontology annotation, biological process: tetrahydrofolate interconversion. The record is from RefSeq and is a predicted model, not a curated record. Lineage: Eukaryota; Viridiplantae; Streptophyta; Magnoliopsida; Proteales; Nelumbonaceae. Gene Ontology annotation, cellular component: mitochondrion; cytoplasm. Gene Ontology annotation, molecular function: pyridoxal phosphate binding; glycine hydroxymethyltransferase activity.